This is a messenger RNA of Stylonychia lemnae, 591 nucleotides long. Lineage: Eukaryota; Ciliophora; Spirotrichea; Sporadotrichida; Oxytrichidae. The record is from the annotation of a GenBank genome assembly.
AUGAAGUCAAGCAAUUCUUCACAAAAGACUCUAAGUCCAGCAGAUAUGCUAAAGAUGGAGGCUGAAAUACUUAAAAAAGCAAGUGAUUCUGAAUUUGAAUUUAGACAUUUAAGAAGAGAUGAUUUUGAGAAAGGAUUUCUAGAUACGCUAUCUCAAUUGACUGUAGUAGGUCAAGUAACAAAAGAGGAUUUCGAAAAAAGAUUUGAUGAGAUGUUCCCCAAAAGAUAAGAAAUAUAUAAGAUCAUAGUUUUACUUGAUAAAAGAGCUGAUUAUAUAAUUGGAGCAGGAACAGUCUUCUUUGAGAAAAAGUUUAUCAGAAAUACAAGCACUUGUGGGCAUAUUGAAGACGUUAAUGUAGAUUCAACCUAUAGAGGUAAUAAUCUUGGAGUCAGAAUGAUUAACAUUUUGAAAGAGAUCUCCUGUCUUAACAACUGCUAUAAAAUUAUUGUAGAUUGUGCAGACCAUAACAUCAAAUUUUAUGAACUAGUAACUAUUUUUCAAUCUUUUAACAUUAAUAGUGUGGCUUCAAACUAAAGGAAAGAUGUAUGUGCUGGUAUCGUAACGAGAGUAGAUGAUGAUUAGAUAACUUGA